Budorcas taxicolor (takin) is the source of this 3087-nucleotide messenger RNA. RefSeq names its product SWI/SNF-related, matrix-associated actin-dependent regulator of chromatin, subfamily a, containing DEAD/H box 1 (gene SMARCAD1). The transcript has 23 exons. The record is from RefSeq and is a predicted model, not a curated record. Bases 1 to 3087 code for a protein of 1028 amino acids. Gene Ontology annotation, molecular function: ATP binding; DNA binding; chromatin binding. Gene Ontology annotation, cellular component: nucleus. NCBI's taxonomy places the organism in Eukaryota, Metazoa, Chordata, Mammalia, Artiodactyla, Bovidae.
AUGAAUCUUUUCAACCUGGACCGUUUUCGCUUUGAGAAAAGAAAUAAGAUUGAGGAAGCGCCCGAAGCAAACCCUCAACCCUCCCAGCCUGGCCCUUCUUCACCAAUUUCUCUUAGUGCUGAAGAGGAGAACGCUGAAGGGGAAGUUAGCAGGGCAGGCACCCCUGAUUCAGAUGUAACUGAAAAAACAGAAGAUUCUAGUGUUCCAGAAACUCCAGAAAAUGACAGAAAAGCAAGUAUAUCAUAUUUCAAGAAUCAAAGAGGGAUUCAGUACAUUGAUUUGUCUUCUGAUAGUGAAGAUGUUGUUUCCCCAAAUUGCUCCAGUUCAGUUCAAGAGAAAAAAUUCAACAAAGACACAGUGAUUAUAGUUUCUGAGCCAUCUGAAGAUGAAGAGUCCCAAGGCCUUCCUACCAUGGCCACUAGAAACAACAAUGAUAUUUCAGAACUGGAAGACCUUUCGGAAUUGGAGGACCUUAAAGAUGCUAAACUUCAGACCCUGAAGGAGCUUUUUCCACAAAGAAGUGACAGUGAUUUACUCAAGUUGAUUGACUCAACAAGCACUAUGGAUGGAGCAAUUGCUGCUGCCUUGCUGAUGUUCGGUGAUGCAGAAGGUGGUGGACCCAGGAAAAGAAAAUUAUCUUCUUCUUCAGAGCCAUUUGAGGAAGAUGAAUUUAAUGAUGAUCAAUCUAUGAAAAAGAAGAGAUUGGAUCAUGGAGAAGAGUCAAAUGAAUCUGCAGAGUCUAGCACUAACUGGGAAAAGCAGGAAAGUAUUGUGUUGAAAUUACAAAAGGAAUUUCCCAAUUUUGAUAAAGAGGAAUUAAGGGAAGUACUCAAGGAACAUGAAUGGAUGUACACAGAGGCUUUAGAAUCUUUAAAAGUAUUUGCAGAAGACCAAGAUAUGCAAUAUGCUUCACCGAGUGAGUUUCCAAAUGGAAAAGAGGUUUCUUCAAGAAGUCAAAAUUAUCCUAAAAAUGCAACUAAAACAAAACUGAAACAGAAAUGUUCCAUGAAACCACAAAAUGGUUUUAACAAGAAACGUAAAAAAAAUGUAUUUAAUCCUAAAAGAGUUAUUGAAGACUCUGAAUAUGAUUCAGGUUCUGAUGUUGGUAGUUCGCUAGACGAGGACUAUAGUAGUGGUGAAGAAGUGAUGGAGGAUGGCUAUAAAGGUAAAAUCCUCCACUUCCUUCAAGAUGCUUCAAUUGGUGAACUUACUUUGAUUCCUCAGUGUUCUCAGAAAAAGGCUCAGAAGAUAACAGAACUCCGGCCCUUUAAUAGUUGGGAAGCUCUGUUCACAAAGAUGUCCAAAACGAAUGGCUUAUCAGAAGAUUUGAUAUGGCACUGUAAAACACUGAUUCAAGAAAGGGAUGUAGUUAUAAGGCUUAUGAACAAAUGUGAAGACAUUUCAAAUAAACUGACAAAACAAGUUACCAUGCUCACUGGAAAUGGAGGUGGAUGGAACACAGAGCAACCCUCCAUUCUAAACCAAAGUUUGUCACUCAAGCCCUAUCAGAAGGUUGGUUUGAAUUGGCUGGCAUUGGUACAUAAACAUGGACUUAAUGGCAUUUUGGCAGACGAAAUGGGCCUGGGAAAAACUAUUCAAGCCAUUGCAUUUCUGGCGUACCUCUAUCAGGAGGGUAAUAAAGGUCCUCAUUUGAUUGUUGUUCCAGCAUCAACUAUAGAUAACUGGUUAAGAGAAGUUAAUUUAUGGUGCCCCACUUUAAAGGUGCUCUGUUACUAUGGUUCUCAAGAAGAACGUAAACAGAUUAGAUACAACAUUCAUAGUAGAUAUGAAGAAUACAAUGUAAUCGUGACCACGUAUAACUGUGCCAUCAGCAGUUCUGAUGAUCGUAGUUUGUUUCGUCGGCUGAAACUGAAUUAUGCAAUUUUUGAUGAGGGCCAUAUGCUGAAGAAUAUGGGCUCCAUCCGCUACCAGCACCUUAUGACAAUUAAUGCAAAUAACCGUCUGCUGCUCACAGGCACACCUGUGCAAAAUAACCUGUUAGAACUCAUGUCACUGUUGAAUUUUGUUAUGCCGCAUAUGUUCAGUAGUAGCACCAGUGAAAUACGAAGAAUGUUUUCUUCUAAGACAAAAUCAGCAGAUGAGCAAAGUAUAUAUGAAAAGGAGAGAAUAGCACAUGCAAAACAAAUUAUAAAGCCAUUUAUUCUCAGAAGAGUAAAAGAAGAGGUUCUCAAGCAGCUACCCCCCAAAAAAGAUCGAAUUGAGUUAUGUGCAAUGUCAGAGAAGCAGGAACAACUGUAUAUGAAUCUCUUCAACAGAUUGAAAAAGUCUAUCAAUAACCUGGAAAAAAAUACAGAAAUGUGCAAUGUCAUGAUGCAAUUGAGAAAAAUGGCCAAUCAUCCUUUAUUACAUCGCCAAUAUUACACAGCUGAAAAACUCAAGGAAAUGUCUCAGCUUAUGCUAAAGGAACCUACACAUUGUGAGGCUAACCCUGACCUGAUCUUUGAAGAUAUGGAAGUUAUGACAGAUUUUGAAUUACAUGUACUUUGUAAACAGUAUCGACAUAUUAAUAACUUCCAGUUAGACAUGGACUUGAUUUUAGAUUCUGGAAAAUUUCGAGUUUUAGGAUGCAUCUUGUCUGAAUUGAAGCAGAAGGGUGAUAGAGUUGUAUUAUUUAGCCAAUUUACCAUGAUGCUGGAUAUUUUAGAGGUUCUCUUAAAGCAUCAUCAGCAUAGGUACCUCAGAUUAGAUGGGAAGACUCAGAUUUCUGAAAGGAUUCAUCUAAUUGAUGAGUUUAAUACCGAUAUGGAUAUCUUCGUCUUUCUGCUGUCAACAAAAGCUGGUGGCUUAGGAAUAAACCUGACUUCAGCAAAUGUUGUCAUCCUUCAUGAUAUUGACUGUAAUCCUUACAAUGACAAACAAGCAGAAGAUAGAUGUCAUAGAGUAGGCCAGACAAAAGAAGUACUAGUUAUAAAAUUAAUAGGCCAAGGGACAAUUGAAGAAUCCAUGCUAAAAAUUAAUCAACAGAAAUUGAAACUAGAACAAGAUAUGACCACAGUAGAUGAAGGUGACGAAGGAAGUAUGCCAGCAGAUAUAGCCACGUUACUAAAAACAUCAAUGGGCCUGUGA